AUGCAGGCGCAGAACGCAUUGCAAGCCUCUGCAUACUGUGGUAACCUCGAAGCUACCAAUGCUUUGCUUGAGGCUGGUGCCCCAUCACAUGAAAAAAAUGGCUUUCAUCGUCCAGGAGGGUCAAUCGGCGGCGCCUUACAGGCUGCCACAAUGCGUGGAGACCAAGCACUCGUAAAAGCACUUAUCGACAAUGGAGCAUCUGUCAACGAGGCAACUGGUUGGGUUUGUACACUGUUAUCCUCGGUGCUAGAGCGUGGAAUGGUGAAAAUGGCUUGUCUUCUCGAGAAUGGUGCGCGCCCAGACAUCAUCGCUGGAUACUACGUCUCAAGCCUCCAUAUGUCGGCUGGUAGUUCUCUUGUAUUUGAUGAAAUGCUAGAAAAGGUUGAAAAUGUUGAUGUGAACUUAUUUCCAUAUGAUACUCCACUGCAGAUAGCGUGCGACGCGGAGAAUUGGUACACUGUCGAGAAGUUGCUGGCGAGAUCGGGGGAUGUCCAUGCACCAGCCGGCCAGUUCGGCACCGCAAUACAUGCAGCUUGUUACAGCGGAUCUCUACAUGUUGUGAGGGCUCUUCUCAGGUCUGGAGCAAACAUGAACUCUCUAGGCUUGUCACUUGUGAUGCACGGCAGUCGAGAAAUUACAAUCCCUUACUACGGAAAGGCAGUUUUCCUUAUCGGUGGGAUAGGCCUCCAUGAUCACUGGCCCCAUGAUAAAUAUCUCAAUGACCACUGGGAUGAUUUGUUUCCCAAGAUUGGAUUCUAUGGACUUUCACUAGCCGAAGCACUACGAAUAGAAGAAAGGACUCACAACAAGGUGCUGGCACUAUUUGAGUUCGAACCUACUCACCAGGAAGGCCACUAUGGAGAUUCUUUGCAGGUGGCUGCUUUCCAAGGCCACUUCCGGAUUGUGAAAACUCUUCUUGAGCACAAUGCAGAAGUCAAUUCUAUCUGCGGGGUCUUCGGCACAGCACUGGAAGCAGCCGCGUACGCCGGUCAUCACAAGAUAGUGGAGAUUCUCCUGAAAAACGGCGCGGAUCCAACCAUCCAGGAUGACUUUUAUGGGUUUCCAUUGCUAGUAGCAACAACUUCCGGUAAUUCUAGGGUUUCUGUUAUUCUACUGCAGGCCGGGGCAGAUCCGAACGCAGGCGACGAGCAUGGUUGGACUCAAGCCGACUGGUAA
Messenger RNA from Talaromyces stipitatus ATCC 10500, 1176 nucleotides. RefSeq names its product ankyrin repeat-containing protein, putative. The record is from RefSeq and is a predicted model, not a curated record. Gene Ontology annotation, molecular function: protein binding. The transcript is spliced from 2 exons. Lineage: Eukaryota; Fungi; Ascomycota; Eurotiomycetes; Eurotiales; Trichocomaceae. Bases 1 to 1176 code for a protein of 391 amino acids.